AUGGCGACAGAUGCGCCAGAUCCACGGAGUUUUCAAACCUGGGAAGACGCGUUCCAGUAUCCAAUUCCGGUGGUUCGCAAACUUGAACAGCAGCUGCGCAACAAUGCUGAUGAGAAUCGUGAGAAGCUGCGGUCGCUCGUGGGAGCAAGUUACCGCAGCCUCCUCGAUACUGCCGAAACGAUCAUCGAUAUGGAAGUACGAAUGGGCCAAGUAGAGACCAAGCUUUCAAAAGUAGGCCAGAGUUGCAACUCGAGGCGCUUGGAGAAGAUAUCAAAUAAUACGGGGAACAUGGAUUUUCACAUACGGAGUCGUGAUGCGGAGCGGUACAUGCUGGCGUCCCAACUCUCGGUCCUGCGCAAUGCGCCUCUGGUGAUGACACGCCUUAUGAAAAGAGAGGGAUCAUAUCUGCUCAUUGCCAAGAUCCUGGUCAUUUCACGACUACUUCACAAGGCCCUCAGCCAAUCUGCGACGAAGCCCGCGAUUGUGGACCAGCUGUGGGAGAGGCUGUUGUCUGUACGAAGGAAGCUGCUGCGAAGAAUCGAUAAGCGACUAUCGAGUGCAGUCGGUGAAACAGCAACUCUAGUGGAGAGUAUGUGUGCCUAUGCGCUUGCUACAAGCUCGACACCAACCGAUACCCUGCAUCAUUUCCAUAAGAUGAGGUUGGAUAGGAUGAAUAGCGAGAUCAAGGCGGGUGGGAAUGAGCUUGCGAGGCACGGUAUUGAUGCGCUCAAGCUAUGCAUUCAGACAUGUCUCGAUACCCAGACGAUAUUUCCGCGGAGGUUGGCAGAAGCAUUGGCAAAACUGAAGGCGCAUCCUUUGAUUCAGGAUCCUGAUGUCCGCGGCCUAUAUGAGCUGAAUCUAGAUGUGCACGACCAGUGGCUUGGCGACGAGGCGCGCAACUACACGCCCUGGCCACGGCAUGAUGAGUUGCAGCGACCAGAAGCAGAGCGGAUACUACAUCGCUGGUCUAGGGAUGCCAUUGCGGCUUUCCUAAAGGGCGUCAAGAAGGCACUAGAAGGUGAAGAACGAUUGCAAGAGGUUGCGGACUUGCGGCAAGAAUUGAUUGAAACAUGGAUUCUUUCUGGAUCUCGUAUGGCGGGCGUCAAGUCGGCAAACAUACUCGACGAUUUGCGCGACAUGAUGAACGACAAGCUUGAAAGCAUCGUCCGGUCACGAACAGAUGGACUGCAGACUGUUGUUUCAGAACUUACGGCUCAGCUAGAUACAGUGGCUGCAUCCGAAGCAACCUCGGCGCUCAGUCUCUGGGAUACAAUCGACAAGGCCUCGGACCUCUCUAACGGCGCUCAAUCAUUCAAAUCUACAGUCCUGAACACAUACCAAGGCCGAGACGACCCAGUCAUCAGCGUCACAUCCGCCUUUGACAACUGGAUGGCAUCAGUCCUCGAAGUCAAAGGCAUAGUGAAGAGCAUGAAGGAAGCCCGCUGGGACGACACCUUUGCCGACGACGCAGGCUCAGACUCCGACUCCGACCUUGGUGACUCGAAGCAAACCCUCCUCAGCGACGACGAUCCCAAGUUGCUGGAAGAAUGCACACAAGAAGCCCUACGCGAAGCACUGCAGAAUCUCGGCAAAAGCCUAUCUACCAUCACCAAGUCCUCUGAGAAGACAGAGGGCACCGAUUCCAUCCAAAAAGCAACCUUCAUCCUGCGCGUCAUCAGGGAAAUAGGCGAUCGCAUCCCGCGACUUAGACUUCAAGACAAAGCCACACCCCCCACCUCCCCAUUUACCCCAAACAUCCUUGAACCCCUCCACGCAGCUCUAGCAUUGCACGUCGCACAACCAACGCUAGAAGCAUACAAGACCUCGCUAGCCAAGUCCCUGAAGAUCAAAUCAAACAGCCAUAUUUUGUGGGAGGGCCAGCCACCACUGCCUACCCAGCCGUCACCCAGUGCAUUCCGCUUUUUGAGGGAUUUGAAUACUAAGAUGACGGGUGUGGGGAGUGAUCUUUGGGCUCCCGGAAGUGUGGGUGUGAUGAAGGGGAAGGUGGCGGGAAUGUUGGUGGGGGUUGUGGAGGGGCAGGUUGAUGCUAUUUUUGCGCUUGGCCAAGGUCCUAUCAAUGGUGAUGAGGAGGAGGAAGAAGAAGAGAAAGAUGAGAGAGGGGAGGAAAAGACGGAUGUGGAGGAGUCUGGUCCUACGAAGGAAGAAGAGACGGAGAUCAAGGUCUACAGACUUAAGCAGUUGCUCUUCGAUGUGCUGUAUGUACAACGGUUUAUUGAACCGACUGCAGGAGAAGAAAGUAUUGCGAAGUUGAGGAAGAAGAUGGAGCUGGAAGAUGUGGAUGUGGGUAGGUUGAAGAAGAGUGCGGUGGAAUAUGCUAAGAAGACGUAUUUGUUGUUUGCACAGACAUAUUAA
Messenger RNA from Bipolaris oryzae ATCC 44560, 2373 nucleotides. RefSeq lists its product as uncharacterized. The record is from RefSeq and is a predicted model, not a curated record. Gene Ontology annotation, biological process: intra-Golgi vesicle-mediated transport. The transcript is spliced from 3 exons. Gene Ontology annotation, cellular component: Golgi apparatus; COG complex. Bases 1 to 2373 code for a protein of 790 amino acids. NCBI's taxonomy places the organism in Eukaryota, Fungi, Ascomycota, Dothideomycetes, Pleosporales, Pleosporaceae.